Molecule: messenger RNA, 1673 nt
Organism: Brassicogethes aeneus
Lineage: Eukaryota; Metazoa; Arthropoda; Insecta; Coleoptera; Nitidulidae
Source: the annotation of a GenBank genome assembly
GAAAUUUAACGGCUGGCAGUUGGCAAUGGUACUUGCACAGAACGUGAAAGUGCAUCAAACUUCACAGUAUUCGUUUCAGGGUUUCGGAAAAAAACCUGUUGGGAUCAUAUAUGAAAUCCCAUGUCAUUCAUUUUAACUUAUGUGUUGGUUCCCAUCCGGGACUUAUUACAUUUGUGGCUACUUCAGCGUGUUUGUGAAGUGCCUGCUUCCUCGUAUUGAAAUGGCAGGCACCAGUGAUCGACAUCAAUAUCCGAAUAACGAUACCAGCAGCGAUACCGAGGACUACACAGACGAUCGUAGGAGAAGAGUUUUCAAAAAUCGUUUGAGUUAUGGAACAUGCUCGAAGCCGAAAUCGUGCCUUGUCCAACGUUCCACGUCCCUAACAGACCCUCGAUGCCACUCUGUAGCUACGCCUAAGCAAUGUCACAAUUUUCCUCGCAAUAGAUCGCGCACCGUUCUGCAGCAAGUGGUCGCGAACAAGAACCAACAGAGCCAGACGACCAGCACCGCAAACCAGAUGGUGCAGAGCGACGACCGCGUCACCCUCGUGGUGGACAACACGCGGUUCGUCAUCGACCCGGCCAUAUUCGUGGCCCACCCGAAUACGAUGCUCGGCCGCAUGUUCAGCUCGUCCCUCGAGUUUACGCACCCGAACGACCGGGGCGAGUACGAGGUGGCCGAGGGCAUACCAGCCUCCGUUUUCAGAGCGAUCUUGGAGUAUUACAAGGGCGGCGUGAUCAAGUGCCCCCCCUCUGUUUCCGUGCAGGAGCUCCGAGAAGCCUGCGACUAUCUAUUGGUGCCUUUUGAUGCUCAGACCGUACGCUGCCAAAAUUUAAGAGGUCUUUUGCACGAACUGUCGAACGAGGGCGCCCGAUGUCAAUUCGAGGUGUUCCUUGAGCAACUGAUACUGCCACUAAUGGUAAAUUCUGCGCAACGAGGCGACCGCGAGUGUCACAUUGUCGUGUUGCUCGAUGACGACACCGUCGACUGGGACGAGGAGUACCCGCCCCAGAUGGGCGACGAGUACAGCCAAACUGUCAACAGCACCGCGAUGUAUCGGUUCUUUAAGUACAUAGAGAAUCGCGACGUUGCCAAGCAGGUGCUCAAAGAUAGAGGGCUGAAAAAGAUAAGGCUAGGAAUAGAAGGGUACCCUACUUAUAAGGAGAAAGUUAAGAAACGUCCUGGAGGGCGUUCUGAAGUAAUUUAUAACUACGUUCAGCGCCCUUUCAUAAGGAUGUCGUGGGAAAAAGAAGAAGCGAAGAGCCGUCACGUGGAUUUCCAGUGCGUCAAGUCGAAAAGCGUCACAAAUUUGGCCGAGGCAACUGCCGAUCCAGCUUUGGAAUUGGAUGGUCGAGGAAAUCCGAUCCCGGUAAUCGAGCAGCGAGAGCCGCUGAUGCCGCCUGACCUGCCCGCCUCCCUGGCCGACCAGCUUCUGUUAGAGGGAGCGGCAGCGGGGGCGGGCGCCGGCGCGGACAACGAACAAGCCGCCAAUCCGGACAUCGACAACAUCUAGCACGAAAUCGACCGACUCAUCUUCUGGAGGACGUUCGGGCAUUGUCGGGGAUGCGAUCUAUAGACGUUUGUUGCACUUCCAGUGAUGUCAUUUAAUGAUUUUCUAUUUCUCGAUGCAGUGUAACUAGUCCAGUAAAGUUAGUCCGAUUUCUAUGGGUAUU